AUUGAGAAACUCUUGUCUUUUAGUCAGUCAAGAUUCCGUUAUUUUGAGAAUUGAAUGGGGAAUCUUUUGAGAAAAAGGCGAGGUCUGAGCAAUAAAAACUGCAUGAGAUAUUCACGAAAUACUGAGACCACUAUUCUUUAUGGGCCACCCGUUAAUUAUGCGUCCACUUUGCCAUUUUGUUAUUUCUGUUUCAUAAAAGCUGAAAGGCUAAGAAUGGCUGUGCUACAUAGAGAACAUUAAACAAAUCAAAUCAAAUCAAAUCAAAUCAAAUCAAAUCAAAUUUAUUUUAUGGCAAAAAUCAAGAUUAAAAUCACCUUUUUACAUGUUGAAAUGGUGAAAGGUGAUUUUAAUCUUGAUUUUUCCGUAAAAUUUUUCACCUUAACAAGGAAUCGAAUUUAUUUUUACCAUAGAUGUGAUAAGAUAGAGACAGAUAGAACACAAUGCUGUUAUAAACUCAGUGGUAGAUUAGAGCACUGAAGCAUAGCACACGAAGUACGUGUGUGUAGCGGCAGAAUAGAAACAAAGAUACGCGUGCACACAUUAAAACAAGAUGUCCAUUGAUAAGUCGUCCAACAAGCAGACGCAUGUUGAUCGGAAAGCGCAUGCGAACAUCGAGACUUUUGAAAUCGAAGAACAAGAAGGUGGUAACAACGUUAUCACACUUGAUGGUCAGACCAUUAACAACAGGCCUGGAAAUGAGCAGGUGUGUUUUUACGACUUCGUUGUUCAUUAAAGUUUUAUGACGUUACAUCUCAUGGUCAAAACGUACACACAUGUUGUUGUCGAGUUCUAACAGGGCAUAGAGGGCGAACAGGAGAGAAUGAUGAUAAGCGAUGGGGAUAAAGUUUUGAAACUCACCAGGACGAUGUGUCGGAAUGACGCACUGGAAUUCACCUUUACGCUUUCGAUGAUUUCUUAAUGGUGCUUAGUUACCAAUAACUACUCAUCUUUGUCGCUACUGAAAAAUAAUUGUUCUUUGAUUUUUAAGCGUCGAGGCUCAUCCAAAAAUCAGAAGAAGGUGAAAGGUCAUAAAAAGCAAAGCCGAGUGGUGGUGAACGAUGACGACGUUCGGAGCAAAGAAACAGCAAUUACACCCGAUGAUGGAGAGAUGACUGACCGACGACAAGUAACGAACAACUACGAGAUCAAGAGUGAUUUACCACGCACGUUUGACAGACUGCAUCUAAACCUGAAUGGAGAAGAAACAAUUGACCAGAGACAAGUGACACUAGCAGCGGAGGAUGAUGAUAACACAACUGGCUACUCUAUCAAUCAAAAUUAUCGAGUCCUAGAUGCUUUUACUGGAGAACAAAAUCUGACAGCUUUUUUUCAACGAUACAUGAUCACCGAUAUCCAAAUGAACCUUAGUCCUAUUGUGGGAUAUGCCGAAGAGCAUUUGUUGCCACUUUCCAAAGCAUGUGUUCCGCUGACCAACAUCAUCCACGAUUUAUCAGUAUACGUUCAAAUGGCACUCGAUGAAACCCCAGACGACCCACCCGACGGACUGACGAUCGAUGAGAGCGCUGCAAUUCGCCUCUACACGAUCGAAUGGGAAGGAGAACACCGAAGUCUCUAUUCGAUGCUUAAUUACGCCCUCAAGAAAGCGAAUCGCGAGGAUCUUCGACCCUUUUUCAAGUAUCUGAAACUGUUCUUGACUGCCCUGGCCAAACUACCAUGUGUUCCACCGCUGACCGUCUGGCGAGGGGUAACCAAAAAUUUGAGCGCGGAUUUUCCGCCGGGCACCCCAGUAACAUGGUGGGCAUUUUCAUCAUGCACAACUGCACUGACCGUGCUCGAGAACAAUAUGUAUUUAGGCAAUAAAGGUGAGCGAACGCUCUUCUCCGUUGAAGCCAUUAACGGUCGAACAGUACAAGCUCAUUCGCAUUUCGUUACCGAAGAUGAAAUUCUUCUUCUGCCCGGCACUUACAUGGUGGUUCAAUCACAAUUCAGUCCGGCGCCCGAUCUCCACAUCAUUCAUUUGAAACAGAUGAUACCGGAGGAAAUGCUGCUGGAGCCUCCAUUCGAAGGUAUUUUGAACACGUUCAAUCGCUUGUUUUAA
Messenger RNA from Didymodactylos carnosus, 2059 nucleotides. The record is from the annotation of a GenBank genome assembly. Lineage: Eukaryota; Metazoa; Rotifera; Eurotatoria; Philodinida; Philodinidae.